AUGGCUUUCAGAUUUGUUGCCUUGUGUGCCCUUUUUGCUGUGGCUAAUGCCGGUUAUGCUCCCGUCACCACCUAUGCUGCUGCUGCUCCGGUAGUCACCAAAGUGGUUAACCCCUCGGUGGAUGCUGUUGCUUCGACCCAACAAAAUGUGGUGCGGUCUUUCGGUGGUACCGUUUCACAUUAUUCCAAGUCUGUGCAGACUCCUUAUUCCAGUGUGCACAAAGUUGAUACCCGUAUCAACAAUAAUGUCUACACUCCAGCUGUGGCCAAGACUGUGACUUAUGCUGCUCCUGCUGUUACCAAGACUGUGGUUGCUCCUGCCGUCACCAAGACUGUCUACUCGCAUGAAGCUCCUGCUGUCUACUCACAUGCUGCCCCAGCUGUCUACUCUCAUGCUGCCCCAGCUGUCUAUGCUGCCCCUGCCGUCUCCAAGACUGUCUACUCUCAUGAAGCUCCUGCUGUCUACUCUCAUGCCGCUCCCGCUGUCUACUCUCAUGCUGCUCCCGCUGUCUACUCUCAUGCUGCUCCUGCUGUUGCCAAGACUGUCUACUCUCAUGCCGCACCAGCUGUCUAUGCUGCCCCUGCUGUUGCCAAGACUAUCUACUCCCAUGAAACUCCUGCUGUCUACUCUCAUGCUGCUCCUGCUGUCUAUGCUGCCCCCGCUGUUGCUAAGACUGUCAGUUAUGCCGCUCCUGCUGCCACCACCACCUACAACCAUGGUCCCGAUGCCACCACCUACUCUCACAAUGCUCCCGGUGUUACCGGCUAUGGUAGCAGCCAAACUGUCCACUACUCACCAGCCAACAUGGUCUCUCACAUGAGCUUCGAUGGUUUCGGUACCCACUGGGGAUUCUAA
Stomoxys calcitrans (stable fly) is the source of this 855-nucleotide messenger RNA. Its product is annotated as cuticle protein 16.5-like. Bases 1 to 855 code for a protein of 284 amino acids. The record is from RefSeq and is a predicted model, not a curated record. NCBI's taxonomy places the organism in Eukaryota, Metazoa, Arthropoda, Insecta, Diptera, Muscidae. The transcript has a single exon.